Molecule: messenger RNA, 552 nt
Organism: Propithecus coquereli (Coquerel's sifaka)
Lineage: Eukaryota; Metazoa; Chordata; Mammalia; Primates; Indriidae
Gene: SAMD5
Product: sterile alpha motif domain containing 5
Exons: 1
Coding region: 1-552 (183 amino acids)
Molecular function (GO): protein binding
Source: RefSeq, a predicted model, not a curated record
AUGUGCACCAACAUAGUUUACGAGUGGCUCAAAGCGCUGCAGCUCCCACAGUACGCGGAGUCCUUCGUGGAUAACGGCUACGAUGACCUGGAGGUGUGCAAGCAGAUCGGGGACCCGGACCUGGACGCCAUCGGGGUGCUGGCGCCCGCGCACCGCCGCCGCAUCCUAGAAGCCGUGCGCCGGCUGCGGGAGCAGGACGCCGCGGCCGCCGGCCUCUACUUCACGCUGGAGCCGCAGCCCGCGCCCCCCGGGCCGCCCGCGGACGCCGUCCCCACUGGCCGCCGGGGGGAGCCGUGCGGCGGCCCGGCCCAGGGCAACCGUGGGGACCCCCGCGGCCAGACCACCGCCCCCCGCAGCAGAGAGCUGGUGAGCUACCCCAAACUGAAGCUGAAGAUCAUGAUAAGGGAUAAGCUCGUCCGGGAUGGCAUCCACCUGAGCAAGCCCCCGUACUCCCGCAAGGUAAGGGGACGCCGCCUGGGCGGCUCGGGCGCGCGGCGGGAGGGGACGCGGCUCAGCCGCUUCUGCCAAGGCUUGUUACCCACUCCCAGGUGA